AUGAAUGUCUUGUCCAUUGUAUACAUUACUAACGCUUGUCUCGUCAGAUACGAGUCGAUCAAGACCCAAACUGUGCCUGUGGCCAAACAGAGUGGCCAGCUAGGCACUGGAUCAAACACAGUCGAGGGCGCUCCGUCUUCAACCGGCGGCGAGAAAACAGCUGAGAACAUUCGGUACGGCCAGAACAUCUCUGAGUCUGGAAUGGGAGGUAUGACCACCACUUCCACGGGCGAAGCCAAUCAAGGUGGAGGAUAUGGUGGAACGGACCGAGACCUCAAGCAGGAACAGCAGAAUAGUGCACGGACUGCGCAAGGACAUGGCCCAGGUUCUGGUGUCGGAGCAUGA
Messenger RNA from Cyphellophora europaea CBS 101466, 345 nucleotides. RefSeq lists its product as uncharacterized. The transcript has 2 exons. NCBI's taxonomy places the organism in Eukaryota, Fungi, Ascomycota, Eurotiomycetes, Chaetothyriales, Cyphellophoraceae. The coding region runs from base 1 to 345 and encodes 114 amino acids. The record is from RefSeq and is a predicted model, not a curated record.